AUGCUUUUCAAGUCUCUUCUUCUUGCCGGAACGGCUUCGGCUACUUGCCUCUCUGGGCUCAGCAAGUUCAAGCGUGCAGAGGGUGAGGAGGGUGUCGUUCAGGUCGGCCAGUUCGGAUACACUGGUCUAAUCGGUCCCCUCAACUGGGCAUCCAUUGCUCCCGAGAACGAGGAGUGCAAGAGUGGAACCACGCAAUCGCCCAUCAACGUUGUGGAUGGUGUCAUUCCCAUUUCAGCCGACAAACCGACAAUCGAUAUCCCUCAGCAGGCCGUCGAGUUUGAGAACUUGGGCACCACCGUUGAGCUUGUCAUCAAUGGCACGACCAAGAUCGCUGACCAGGACUUGGUCAUCAAGCAGGCUCACUUCCAUUUCCCUGGCGAGCAUCUCGUCAACGGCGAAUACUAUCCUGCUGAGAUGCACAUUGUGCACGAAGCCCGCACCGACCCCAACACCAUCGCCGUCAUAUCCGUUCUGUUCCAAAUGUCGGCCGAUGCUGCCUCCAACCCACUCCUCACCGGGCUGCAACCCCAUCUCCAGGCCAUCGCCAACCCCGGCACCAAGACGGCCAUCGAGGGCGGCCUCGACUUCGCCGGCCUCGUCCAGCACGUCCAGGACAGCCCUCUCUACCAAUACUCUGGAUCUCUCACGACGCCUCCCUGCGCCGGGGGCGUCACCUUCCUGAUCGCCCAGAACCCCAUGGACAUGCCCGUUGACAUCUACAACGCGAUGAAGGCGAUCGUGGGGUUCAACGCGCGCUACACGCAGGCCGACCUCGACAUGGGCGUCAACCUCAUCGAAGUCGCGACCAAGGCCGGCACCGCCGAGCAGUUCCCCGCGCCUGCCGGCACCGGCAACGGUACCGAGCCCACGCCCACCGUCGAGGCCGUUGCCGGCGCGCCCCCGGCCGUCACGAAGGGACAGACCAUCGUGCUCAGCGAGAUCUCGGGCCAGCCUACCAGCGUGCUCGCCAUCAUCGUUUAA
Aaosphaeria arxii CBS 175.79 is the source of this 981-nucleotide messenger RNA. RefSeq names its product carbonic anhydrase. Gene Ontology annotation, molecular function: carbonate dehydratase activity; zinc ion binding. Lineage: Eukaryota; Fungi; Ascomycota; Dothideomycetes; Pleosporales. The transcript has 4 exons. Bases 1 to 981 code for a protein of 326 amino acids. The record is from RefSeq and is a predicted model, not a curated record.